AUGAGUUUGGCUGACUUUGUUGAACAGAAAGUUCAAGUCAUUACGAAUGAUGGGCGUGUUGUUUUAGGUCUGUUACGAGGAUUUGAUCACACAACAAACUUAAUUCUUUCAGAUUCUGUAGAAAGAAUCAUUAGUUUAGACCAAGACACAGAAACGAUUCCUUUGGGUGUUUAUUUGCUGCGCGGUGAAAAUGUAGCCAUAGUGGGACUGGUGAAUGAAAGUUUGGAUGCAGACAUAGAUUGGGAAAAGAUUCGGGGUGAGUCAAUUCCUGAUAUUCUUCAUUAA
Molecule: messenger RNA, 285 nt
Organism: Schizosaccharomyces cryophilus OY26
Lineage: Eukaryota; Fungi; Ascomycota; Schizosaccharomycetes; Schizosaccharomycetales; Schizosaccharomycetaceae
Product: U6 snRNP-associated protein Lsm8
Exons: 3
Coding region: 1-285 (94 amino acids)
Biological process (GO): mRNA splicing, via spliceosome
Cellular component (GO): U6 snRNP; U4/U6 x U5 tri-snRNP complex; precatalytic spliceosome
Molecular function (GO): RNA binding
Source: RefSeq, a predicted model, not a curated record